Saccostrea cuccullata (small rock oyster) is the source of this 1352-nucleotide messenger RNA. Its product is annotated as thyrotroph embryonic factor-like. Gene Ontology annotation, biological process: regulation of transcription by RNA polymerase II. The coding region runs from base 4 to 1074 and encodes 356 amino acids. Gene Ontology annotation, cellular component: nucleus. The transcript is spliced from 6 exons. Gene Ontology annotation, molecular function: DNA-binding transcription factor activity, RNA polymerase II-specific; RNA polymerase II cis-regulatory region sequence-specific DNA binding. Lineage: Eukaryota; Metazoa; Mollusca; Bivalvia; Ostreida; Ostreidae. The record is from RefSeq and is a predicted model, not a curated record.
UUCAUGGCAGUCAGUUUACAUGAGUGUGGUUGUGUUUUUAACAGGUGCAAGAUGGCCUUUAAUAGCUACGGGGAUGCGCGCUAUACCCUUAAGGAUUUGCUGGAAAUACCGGAGCUGCAACAUCAUCCUAUGCUAAAUAGACCUGCAGAAAAAAAAGGAGAGGUGUCACUGGGAUACGGAAUCGCUUCUGCCUUUCUAGGACCCACGUUAUGGAACAGUGCUAGUCAGGUGGGUGGGGGCGACAAUGGGGAAUUCAGCUUACAGUACAUGGAUCUGGAUGAAUUUCUCUCAGAGAACGGGAUUCCCUCCACAGAAGCUAAAAAGAUUGACAAUCAGCAAUGUCAGGAACCCACAGAGAGAAAGUCAGUUUCACCCUCAGAGGAUUUCAUUCAGCUACAAACUACUGCCCCCAAAGUUCCGUCUCCCCUUCCCCCCAAAAAGAGCCUGUCCCCAAAAGCUAGCCCUGGGUAUGAGAGCCUCCAUGAGCCCAGCCCUCCGUACUUUAACAGCGAAGCCCUGAGAAGCCCGACCUCCCCAUACAAAUCAACAGAGAAUCCUAUUGGACCAAAUCUACCACAACAACAGCCCCAGGACAAGGACCUCUCACCUCAACCACACAUCACUGACCAUGCAGAUAGUGUCAGACGGAGAGGGGAUGUGGACCAGGCUAGCUCUAACCAGUCCAAUCCUCCCUCACGUAGUCCAGUGGCAGAGUACGAAGUCAAUCCAAAUGACUUGGCUCUAGCAUCCAUUCCAGGACAAGAAAACUUUGAUCCCAGGAAGUGUCAAUUUACAGAUGAAGAAUUGAAGCCCCAGCCCAUUAUCAAGAAAUCAAGAAAGGUUUUUGUACCAGAAGAUUGUAAGGAUGAGAAGUAUUGGUCGAGGCGUCUGAAAAACAAUGUAGCGGCCAAACGAUCACGAGAGGCCCGCCGUAUCAAAGAAAAUCAAAUCGCACUGAGGGCUGGGUAUCUAGAGAAAGAAAACAACGCACUCAAAGAUGAAGUCAAGAGGAUGAAGGAAGAAAACACAAAAUUAUUAAAAAAGCUGUCUCAGUACGAACAGGUGGGCAAGUAGUACCGUCAAAAAGGACAAUUUUUGUCAUGGAAAGAAUUAUGGUGUUAGACAUCCCAAUGUUAUAGGCCACAGUUUGUAGAUGUCUGAAGAUUAUAUCCUUUACAAGUGGGAUAUUGAAAAUCACCAGUUAUCUCAAAUAUUUUUUAAUGUUAGUUUUUUCACAUAUUCAUUCCAACCAAAGGAUAUUUGAGCAUUUUAAAAAUCUAAAAUCAUCAUUUACUAGUGCAUAAUUUGUAAAUAAUUGUAUUAUUAAAAUUCAUUCAAAACAAGAAUAUAUA